Molecule: messenger RNA, 2740 nt
Organism: Corythoichthys intestinalis (scribbled pipefish)
Lineage: Eukaryota; Metazoa; Chordata; Actinopteri; Syngnathiformes; Syngnathidae
Gene: fgf11b
Product: fibroblast growth factor 11b
Exons: 5
Coding region: 746-1489 (247 amino acids)
Biological process (GO): regulation of voltage-gated sodium channel activity
Cellular component (GO): nucleus; cytoplasm
Molecular function (GO): sodium channel regulator activity; growth factor activity
Source: RefSeq, a predicted model, not a curated record
GGGAGGGAGAGCCUGGGGUGAAGGGAUUCGGUGAGGACUGUGGGAACAGAGCAAUGCCAUCAAGGGGCAGAAGAGGAGUCUCUAUCUAUCUGAGUCCAUGUCUCUUCACUGUUCCCACAAGCGUCGUCAGCGUGCCGUCUGCGAUUCUACCUCUGGAUUUAAAUCCGUUGGAUUACUGCUCCGACUACCACAUCAUUGUUGGAGGCUGCUACGUUUAAAUGGGAGUCAAAGUUCCUCCGCGGACUGCACAAAUGGUGACAAACGCCUGGAUUUGUCUUCCUUCUUUAAUAAUUUCUUAGCAUUCAAAAUGAUUUCACUUUUCACGAGUGAAAGUCUUUUUAUAUGUGGAAUGUUUUUUUAUAUUGCUUCAAAGUAGGACUAGUUUUUGGCAAUAUGAGAUUUUGAACUUGUGUAUGAAGGAAUUGUUUUUGGUGUUAAAGAUAUGUGAAGAAGAGCAGAUUCACUCGUUUCCAAAGCCAUCUUAAUACAAUCCAAAUGUGACUUUUUUCUCAAUUAUAUAUUAGUGUUAGUGUGAAGAGUGUAUUUUGGACUGCAGGUGAACUUGCAUCUCUUCCAGUUCUUCCAUCUCCAAGGGGACCCUCCCACUAAACAGUUCCCUGUUAACCCACUUAGGGUUUCCCUGUGGGGGCUUCUCUACAACCUUGCGUCCUACUCCAGAUUUUGCGCAAAAGGGGCAACGACUAGGAAGACACCCCCCUCCCAAAGUUGAGAGGGGGGUGGUAAAAUGGCAGCUCUCGCGAGCUCACUCAUUAGACAGAAACGGGCAGUCAAGGACGACCAAACCAAUCGACCGGUAGCCAACAAGCGAAAGCCCUGUCCAAAGAGCAACAAGUCCUUGUGCCAGAAACAAAUACUGGUUCUCAUCUCCAAAGUAAGACUGUGUGGGGGUCGCAAAGGUCGCAACGAGAAGAGACCAGAGCCACAGCUGAAAGGUAUUGUAUCCCGCCUGUAUAGCCAACAUGGAUACUACCUACAGAUGCAGCCUGAUGGCACCAUGGACAGUACAAGAGAUGAGAGCAGCUUAUUUUCACAGUUUAACCUAAUUCCUGUGGGACUGCGGAUUGUGGCAAUCCAAGGAGCAAAGACGGGGCUGUAUCUUGCCAUGAAUAGUGACGGAUACCUCUACACUUCUGAUCACUUCACUCCGGAGUGUAAGUUCAAGGAGAGUGUGUUUGAGAACUACUACGUCACAUACUCCUCCAUGCUCUAUCGGCAGACCCAAUCUGGUCGCUCUUGGUAUAUCGGCAUCAACCGUGAUGGUCAUGUCAUGAAGGGUAACCGGGUAAAGAAGAACAAAGGAGCUGCGCACUUCCUGCCUAAAGUUAUUGAGGUUGCAAUGUAUAAGGAGCCAUCGUUACAUGAGCUUACAAGUGAGCCUGUGAGUCCCCCGCGGAAGACUACCAAAACAUCAGAUUCACCAUCCUUAAAAAAUGGACGGAAAGAAGCACCCAAGGCUGAUGCCUCAUAGCACAGGAGACUGAGGGUGGGUCAGAGGCUAACAGUGACACUUGGAACACAGUCACCCAUCAUGCGCGGAGGUUGGCUGGGUGAAUGGCCCUCACGGUGCAUGAUGCUGAGGGAUGAAGGGUGAGCAGUCCAUCAGCAGACAGCAGUAUGCGAGAGGAGUCACCCCCCGACAGUCUAGUACUUAUCACCACAGAAUACAGAGCUGGACCCUGGCUGCAAUAACUUUCAUCUCCCAGUCCAAUGUUUGUCUCCUACUCAGCGCAUACUGAAUUUCCUGAUCCACCGUCAUUGUCACGCUGACAGCUUUGUUUUUUUUCCCAUUGUUGUGCAAUAUUUUUGCAAUUGCAAUAUUCUCCAUUCAUCAAGUUUACAGCACAGUCUCGACGAAAUAAUUUUCACCAAUGAGUCCUCUCAAAAGUUGGUGACUGUGUCGCCCUGCCGACUUUCCCCAGGCCAUCUGCCGAAAAGCUCGGCUAAUUAUCAAGGUCAACUAAAGCUCAACGAGAGAUGAAACAGCUCACGGAGUCAAGAUGUCAACUCAAAUCCGGGGUCAAAUCGGGUCAGUGCAAGAUGAGGAUCUGUGAGAAAGUGAUGACAGGGUACAUGCAAGUCGAUGCCUUCAGCUACCCAUUAGUCGCCAAUAUUUCGUAUUCAUUAUUUUAAAAAACUCUAGAUUGAUUCAAUGUGCCACACUAUGCAAGUCCACAACUUCCCAUUCUAAAUAAUAAAUAGAAUUUUCUACUAAUUGUCUAAAUAUUACUAAUGAGAUCUUGAACUGGAGUCAUAUCGAUGUUUUAAAAUUAUGGGUUUAUCAAUAGGGGCUAAGUACCAGUAUAUAUAUAUCUCCAUCUUGGGUUGGGCGAUAUGGCCUAAAAAUAAAAUCUCCAAUAGUUUCACCCAAAAUGUGAUCCAGGUUUUUUUCCUCCCACACACUUUUUUUAAGGAGACAAUAAUAACAAAGAUAAUAAAAAGCAAUUCUAAUAAACUUUAGAACAGGGGUCCCCAAACUACGGCCCGCGGCCCGCCUUCACAUUUGGUCCGGCCCCCUGAACAAUACCAGAGAUCAUUUUUAUGUAUUUAUUUUUUCUCAAUAAUGUUAUUUAUUUCCUGGCCUUUUUCUGUGAAGAACUCAGAGAGGGUUAUUUGAUUAUUAUCUAUUUAAUUAAUAGUGUUAUUAGUAUUUAUUAUCAUUAUACUAUAUUAUAUUAUUAUUUUCAUUUUAUUUAAUUUUGUUACGUGAAGAAUCCAUAAA